AUUCCCUGUGACACAAGUAGUAGGAAGUGAGCUGUUCAGAGGCAGAAGGAUCUAUUCACGGCCGAGGGGGAUCCCAAGUCCCUACCAGAGCCGUUUUAUCCCGGGGAGGCGGGCGAUCGGCACGGCGCGGGAGGCGGCGGGCACCCGGCGAGCGCCCGAGGAGCAGGACUGACUCUAACGCAGUUUGGGGGGGAAAUUGAUGGGAACUAAAACUUGGAAUGCGGCUGGCUUCCCCCCAUCUUGCUGGAUUGGCUGGGCAGCCUGGAAAAUGGUAAAUGAUCAUUUGGAUCAAUUACAGGCUUUUAGCUGUGUUGUCUGUCAUAAUUCAUGAUUCUGGUCUGGGAAAAAGACCAACAGCCUACGUGCCAAAAAAGGGGCAGAGUUUGAUGGAGUUGGGUGUACUUUUAUGUGCCAUUUUCCUCCACACCUAGAGGAAAGCACUUUUGCAGGCAUUCUGUGCAGGGGGAAUCAUGUUUGACUGUAUGGAUGUUCUAGCAGUGAGCCCUGCUCAGAUGCUGGAUUUCUACACUGCGAGUCCGUCUUCCUGCAUGCUCCAGGAGAAGGCUCUCAAAGCAUGCUUCAGUGGAUUGGCACAAACAGAGUGGCAACACCGGCACAGUACUCAAUCCUGUGGUGAGUUCCUGAAAUGGCCAUUACACCAUUCCAGUGGUCUCCUCCGCCGAACUGGCUGGUGGCACAGCAGCACAUCAUAUAGAGCAGUUGAAACUCAGAGCACCAGUUCUGAGGAACUUGUUCCGAGCCCUCCUUCACCACUUCCACCCCCUCGUGUUUACAAGCCCUGUUUUGUCUGUCAAGACAAGUCAUCCGGAUAUCACUAUGGUGUCAGUGCUUGUGAGGGAUGUAAGGGCUUUUUCCGCAGGAGUAUCCAGAAGAACAUGGUUUAUACAUGUCACAGAGAUAAAAACUGUGUUAUCAAUAAAGUUACCAGAAAUCGCUGCCAGUACUGCAGACUACAGAAGUGCUUUGAAGUGGGAAUGUCCAAAGAAUCCGUCAGAAAUGACAGGAACAAAAAGAAGAAGGAACCUUCAAAGCAAGAGUCCACAGAAAACUAUGAAAUGACAGCAGAGUUGGAUGAUCUCACUGAGAAGAUCCGAAAAGCUCACCAGGAAACCUUCCCCUCGCUCUGCCAGCUGGGAAAAUACACUACAAACUCCAGCGCAGAUCAUCGGGUUCGACUGGACCUCGGGCUUUGGGACAAAUUCAGUGAACUUGCAACAAAGUGCAUUAUUAAAAUAGUGGAAUUUGCAAAGCGAUUGCCAGGCUUUACAAGUUUGACCAUUGCAGACCAGAUAACUCUACUUAAAGCAGCCUGCCUGGAUAUACUGAUCCUUAGAAUUUGCACAAGAUACACACCAGAACAAGACACCAUGACCUUUUCAGAUGGCCUUACCCUAAACCGAACUCAGAUGCACAACGCCGGAUUUGGCCCAUUGACUGAUCUCGUGUUCACGUUUGCCAACCAGCUCCUGCCUUUGGAGAUGGAUGAUACAGAAACAGGUCUCCUUAGUGCCAUCUGCUUAAUUUGUGGAGAUCGCCAGGACCUUGAAGAACCAAUGAAAGUGGAUAAGCUUCAGGAACCAUUGCUUGAAGCACUGAAAAUUUAUAUCCGAAAGAGACGACCCAACAAGCCUCAUAUGUUCCCAAAGAUCUUAAUGAAAAUCACAGAUCUUCGUAGCAUCAGUGCAAAAGGUGCAGAACGUGUCAUUACAUUGAAAAUGGAAAUUCCUGGAUCCAUGCCCCCGCUUAUUCAGGAAAUGUUGGAGAACUCUGAAGGACACGAACCACUGACACCAACCUCAAACGGCAAUACUGUGGAACACAGUCCUAGUAUCUCACCUAGUUCAGUGGAUAACAGCAGUGUCAGUCAAUCCCCCAUGGUGCAAUAACACAUUUUCCAGCUACUUCAGACAUUCCUAAUACCUUAUGUACAGGGAUGAAAGGCAAGAAAAACAUUUUUACUGCUGCUUAGUUUCUGGACUUAAUGUAUAUCUAUAUAUGUGUAUAUAUAUAUAGAUAAAAACUCAACAAGGACCAAGAAAUUUUCAUAUGUAUCGAUAUAUACUCCUUGCUGUUUAAACUCUUAAAACUAGAAAAUGCAAACUUUUGAAACUCUAAAUCAGCCAUUUCAUGCAAAAAAUAGUUAAGCUUCUGUUUUCUCCUCUGAACAUUCAAGACUGCAUGGUGACAAGACAGAUCUCAAACUUUAAAUUCUGGUUGCAUUUCUGAUGACUUUGUACAUACAAACGUAUGGCUGUAUUUUCCAUACUGGAUGUUUGGUGCUUUCCUUUUGUCUCAUACCUGAAAUGAUCAAGACACCAACCAUAUGAAAUGGACUACUGUACACAUCCAGAAAAGGAAGUUUAAAGGACCGUCUGAUUUAGUUUAAUAUGAAAACUUGUCUUUGAUGCCCUUGGUUUGCAUCUCCUUCCUUGUAAAAAGUAUACAAAAAUUCACUGCACUAGCAGAAGAGACAUCAGUAUCAGCAUUAACUGCCAGAUCAGUUAUUCAGAUGUCAUUUGUUCCACUGUUAAUGUCACUUUAAAAUUUAAAGAAGUGGUUUCUUACCUGGCUGGUGACCUAGCUACACGAUUAACUACUACAUUUCUACAGUAGUGAUAGCCUCCAAGGCAGAAACACUUUUUAGUGUUACCAUGUUUUUGUUUACCUGUUCACAAGCCAUUAGGGAAACUUUGUGGGAUGAUAACCAGCAGACUCAUCUACAGCUUUUGAAUUGGCAAGUCUAGGGUAUUUCCUUAAGAAUCAACUGCCAGGAAUUAGCUGGGUUAUCCAGCCUUCCAGGUGCUAGGGAAGUACAGCUAGGACUUC
Messenger RNA from Harpia harpyja (harpy eagle), 2847 nucleotides. It is a transcript of the gene RARB, whose product is annotated as retinoic acid receptor beta. Lineage: Eukaryota; Metazoa; Chordata; Aves; Accipitriformes; Accipitridae. Gene Ontology annotation, cellular component: transcription regulator complex; nucleus. Gene Ontology annotation, biological process: retinoic acid receptor signaling pathway; cellular response to corticotropin-releasing hormone stimulus; regulation of transcription by RNA polymerase II. The transcript is spliced from 9 exons. Bases 471 to 1907 code for a protein of 478 amino acids. The record is from RefSeq and is a predicted model, not a curated record. Gene Ontology annotation, molecular function: nuclear glucocorticoid receptor binding; RNA polymerase II cis-regulatory region sequence-specific DNA binding; zinc ion binding.